GUGGCCCGGCCCCCGCGAGCGGGGAGGAGGCGGAGGAGCGGCGCCAGCAGCUUGAGGAGCGGCGCGCCCCGCCAGGGCUGGAUGCAGGCGCGCACGGCGGGCGCCACCGUCUCAUCGGGGGAGCGGGGGCUGUCCCGGGUGAGGGUGAGUGGCGCGGCUCCAAGCCACAAGGGGCGGAGGGGAACCGGACAAGCGGAAAGCAGCGGGACAGACAGAAGGGGGCCGAGCUUUGGCUCCCGUAGUCUCGUGGCGGGCCAGGCGCGGAGCCCAGAGUAGCAAGCAACCUACACCUCCAGGCGGGAAGCCCAGGGAAGGAGCUGCGAGACGCCAGGCGUGCGGCCCAGGAGCGGCAGGGAAAAGGGAUCCACUGGGGCACAAGAGUGGAAACGUCAGGACCUUCGGCUGCAGCCGCCCACGCGCUGAGGGAGCCACACCAGAGCACCAGUGGGGCCCAGAGCCCAGCGGGGCGCGGGAACAGGGGCGCCCCCGUGCGGAGCUGCCGGCCGCCUAGGAGCGGCGGCCGGGGCCAUGCUCAAGCCCAAGGACCUGUGCCCCCGAGCGGGUACGCGCACCUUCCUGGAGGCCAUGCAGGCGGGCAAAGUGCACCUGGCCCGCUUUGUACUGGAUGCGCUGGACCGCAGCAUCAUCGACUGCCGCGCUGAGCAGGGCCGCACGCCGCUCAUGGUGGCGGUGGGGCUGCCGGACCCCGCGCUGCGCUCCCGCUUCGUGCGGCUACUGCUGGAGCAGGGUGCGGCCGUGAACCUGCGGGACGAGCGCGGCCGCACAGCGCUCAGCCUGGCGUGCGAGCGCGGCCACCUGGACGCGGUGCAGCUGUUGGUGCAGUUCAGCGGCGACCCCGAAGCGGCCGACUCGGCGGGCAACAGCCCAGUGAUGUGGGCGGCGGCGUGCGGCCACGGGGCGGUGCUCGAGUUCCUGGUGCGCUCUUUCCGCCGCCUCGGCCUGCGCCUCGACCGCACCAACCGAGCGGGUCUCACGGCGCUGCAGCUGGCAGCCGCUCGCGGCCACGGGACCUGCGUGCAAGCCCUCACCGGGCCCUGGGGCCGCGCAGCUGCCGCCGCCGCGGCCCGGGGCUCCAACUCCGACAGCCCCCCCGGCCGUCCGGCUCCCGCGCCCAGCCCGGAGCGCCGACGACCCAGCCCCCGCCGCUUACCUCGGCCUCUCCUAGCGCGCUUUGCGCGAGCUGCCGGCGGCCACGGUCAUGGCGGCGAGGCUGGGUCAGGGGGCAAGGGCUCCGGCCGGCACCGCGCACAGGGCAGCGAGAGGCCCGAGCUGGGCCGGAGCAUGAGCCUGGCGCUGGGUGCUGUAACCGAGGAGGAAGCGGCUCGGCUGCGGGCGGGAGCACUGAUGGCCCGACCACACUCGCCCCAGUCUUCAGGGACCGGGCGGUGGCGUUCGCAGGAGGUGCUGGAGGGAGCGCCUCCGACCUUAGUGCAAGCCCCCAUUGGCCUGAGCCCCCACCCGGAGGGCGGCCCCGGCUCUGGCCGUUUGGGUUUGCGCCGACGCUCCACAGCUCCAGACAUCCCCAGCCUGGUCGGGGAGGCCUCAGGGCCCGAAAGCGGCGCGGAGUUAGAGGCCAACGCUCUGCCCCACUCGGUGCCUGGGCCUCAGCCUUGGCAGGGGGGCACGGAGGCCGUGGUGCUGCACGCUCAGCGGUAAACAGCGUCGAGGUUGAGCCCUGCUCCCCCUCCUCUUAUGUCUCUCCUCUGCUGGGAUUUCUUUUUUCCAGGUCCCUCACUUUCCUGGCAGUUUCCCUGGCCUGUGAUCCCAUAAUCUGUCCCCACUGCCCAGACCAGACCCCUAAUCCUCUCUCUGAAAAGAAGCCCUAUUUUAUUUAUUUAUUUAUUUGUGCUCGUCGGUAUUCCCUGCCUAGGUCUCUCACCUUCCCUACAGCGUACCUUUCCUGUCCUAGAGGGGAGGAAUAGAAGAUGGAUUCUGGAGGCUAGAUAGCCUUUCAGCCAGGAAGAUGGACCCCCUACCCUGAGCCCUAAGGCUCAGUUCUGAGCCUUGCCUACUCCUGCUGGGUCACCUCCUCCUUACCCCUUUCCCACACCCUGGCAGCCAGGCAGCAGAAGAGCUUGACCUGUAGAACAAAGACCUAGCCUCCCCCCUUUGCCUAGUGAUGUGCCCAGUAAUGCCACAGGCUACUGAAGUCUCCCUCCCUAGGUGUUGGAGACAGAAAGCAAGAAGACCAGCCUUUGAGCCCUUCUGGACAGGAGGGCUGAUGAUGAAGGAAUCUGGAGGUUAAGGUUUUCUGGGGGAAAAGCUCCUGCCUCCAGAAAAUGAGAUCAUAUUUAGGGGUGGGAGAGGCCCUGGUAUUGAAGGCUAAUUGUCCCCUGAAAUAGCUUCUGGGUAAUUUCAGCUCCCACCGGAGACCCAGUUUUCACCUUCAUGAUGUGGGGUCAUUGGACUACAGCAACGCCUGGCGAGCCCAGCUCCCAGCACUGAGCCCAGCUUCAGCUGGGCAGCAUCUGAGUUGUACCUUUGAGGUCUCACCCCUCAGGGUCCAGCCUUAUUUCCUCUCACUCUUAGAGCCUGAAAUGUAAAGGACUUGGCCCUUCCCCCUCCCACCACUUCCCAGCUCCCCUGGCGGUGCACGUGGGUUCCCCCCUAGGGUGGAAUGGUUGCGAAGGCUUGGCUUAAUUGUAUUUCUUCCAAUCCUCAAAGAACUCGUGUUUUGAGUCUUUGUAUAUGAAGCCGAAAGCAGCGGGUCUGAUCCGAGGCUUAAGAACCUGACAAUAUCUCUUUAAAUAGAAGCUCUGCGAGGGGGAUAAUUGACUGAAGUGUUUGCCACGUUAAACGGCGGCGCGCGGGAGUCGGGAAGCCCACACGAGCCGCAGGUCCGGGUUUAAAUUACAUCAAACUCCUGAGAGAGCUGGAAGGGGGCUGUUAAAGGGCUCCUGCUUCUCGCUGGGCCGUUAAUGGAGGGCAGGGCAGAUGAUGGAUGCUGGAGGUCGAGACCAAGGACCCCUGCCUCUGCCGAGGCGCGUGGGACGCUGGCCCGGCCCAGCUUCAUUACUGGGCAGAUUAGUGAGUCAGAAGCAACUGUGGAGAGGUGGUUAAAUGCCCUUUCCGGCGUGGUCCUUCCUCCUCCCCUCCCUCCCUGCCUUCC
Molecule: messenger RNA, 3130 nt
Organism: Lontra canadensis (Northern American river otter)
Lineage: Eukaryota; Metazoa; Chordata; Mammalia; Carnivora; Mustelidae
Gene: ANKRD63
Product: ankyrin repeat domain 63
Exons: 1
Coding region: 529-1677 (382 amino acids)
Molecular function (GO): protein binding
Source: RefSeq, a predicted model, not a curated record